AAUGUGACCAGCAGAUCCCGCGUCUGUUACUAAAACUGUCAAACCACUUGUCCUUAAACAAGCACGAAACGGAACUAUUUUCUGACGGAUCGUCCUACACGAGGCGCAAUGACAACGCGACCGGCGAUGUAGCGAAUCUCUAGCUAAGCAGUUACUGGCUUCUCUUACAUCACUCCCUUGUUACCUGAUUUCUGAUAAUAAACGAUCCCGAUCGGUUAAAGAUGUUGCGAUACUUCCUCCCUUGGUAACUAAUUUCUAAUAAUAAGCAAUCUCGAUCGAUUGAAGAUGUUGCGAUACUUCCUACCAGGACUACCAACGGGAAGAUAUGCGGGGUUUGAAAGCGCGGAAUGGGAUAAAAACACAGCCCUUACGAAACUAGAGCGACGCAACGAAAAAUGGAACUAGAAGUAGUAAGAUGGGAAGUUCCUUGCACAUCAUUGAAUACCUUUGGCCCGUCAUUUGAUAGACAUAUUUGAUAUCCAGAAAGCUUCACAAGCAUCUGGCCAAUAUCUGACGUCGUUAGAGCUGGUUUUCUCAGCAAAAGAACCAUUGAGGCUAUUUAUCAAAUGUAUAUCAGCUGAAGAGACCGGAGAUCUCGGGCACUACUUAUUUUUUUCUUCCUCGUGAUAUCUCUUUUACCAGAUGGAUAUAGGAUCAAACUCUCUAAUAGAGCCAAGAAUGUGUGGGAUACGAACGCCGUUAAGAUGUCCCUCCCCAGUCAACUUUACAGCAAAUUCUCCACCUGAACAAAGUACAUCCGAGCGAUUGACGAGUCCCUCGAAUUACAACUCUGGGUCUUCAGAUUCCACAUCAGAUCACAGCACGCCGUUGACAUCACAGUCAGAUCUCUUCGAAAACAAUCCCUUCGUCAACUCGUCACCGUCGAACGACAGAUUCAUUGUCAUUGUCGGUGGACUUGGGUACAUAGGAUCACAUACGAGCUUGGAAUUAAUGAAGGCUGGAUACAACAUUAUUAUUAUCGACAACCUCAGCAACUCAUACAGAAGCGUCUUCAGCCGUAUUGAGGAACUUGCCAGGAAAUACAGCGAAACAGAAUGUCAGGCUAUGCCCCAGAUGAGGCUCUACGACGCGGACUACCGAGAUGAAAGUUCCACAAGAGAGAUCCUAGAUGAUUACGUUGUUGACGAUACAAAUGACUCCCCUCGUCCGUCAACUACGUCCCAGAAAAUUUCGAGAAUCGAUGGGGUCAUACAUUUUGCCGCGUUCAAAUCGGUGCAGGAGAGCAUCCAAGAACCACUAAAGUACUACAACAACAAUGUGGCUGGAUUGAUUAAAUUCUGCGCUAUAUUGGACAGCUAUAAUAUCAAAAAGUUCAUAUUUUCCUCGUCGGCGACUGUCUAUGGGUCUAUCGCAAAUGACGGGGUCCCCUUGAAAGAAGAGUACUGCGUCCACCAGUCGGAAGGAUUCGUGGACCACGACGGACAAUACAAGACUGUACUACCAGGCUGUACAGGACUUACCAAUCCUUAUGGGAGGACCAAGUGGAUGUGCGAAGCUAUUCUAGCUGAUCUCGCAUUUGCCGACCCAGAAUGGACAAUCCUCGCUCUGCGAUACUUCAACCCAGUAGGAUGUGACGAGUCAGGGUUGCUUCGAGAGAAUCCACGGGGCAUCCCAACCAACUUGAUGCCAGUCGUGGUAAACGUAGUCACUGGAUUAUCCCCAGUCCUGGACGUGUAUGGAACUGAUUACCCCACGUCCGACGGAUCUGCAGUCCGCGACUAUAUCCAUGUCACCGACCUUGCUCGAGGACACGUCGCUGCACUUGCAGCUGCAGCUGACCGAUGUUGUCAGAUACGAUUCAGGACAUACAAUAUUGGCAGUGGCAGCGGGAAUUCAGUCUUUGAGAUUGUAAAGGCAAUGGAAUCUGCGUCGUCGACCAAGAUCCAACUGAACGCGACCGAUCGCCGUAAGGGUGAUGUCGGAAUCUGUGUUGCAAUGCCAACAAGAGCUGAGACCGAACUGAACUGGAAGGCUGAAAAGGACAUCCAAACAUGCUGCCGCGACAUUUGUAACUGCAUCGCACUGACAAGAGCUAUGGAACAUGAUGGACCUAAUUAAUCGUCAGGACUAACUUUUCGCUUCGCUUUAGGUUCGAGGAAGCAAAGUGUGCUGACUUAAGUAACUUACAUCUAUUUACUGCUACUCUUUAAUAAAGCUUUUACUAUAGCUAUACAUUGUAUCUUACAUUGUAGUUCUAUGUAAUUCAUUUAAUAGAAG
Messenger RNA from Pseudogymnoascus verrucosus, 2238 nucleotides. RefSeq lists its product as uncharacterized. Gene Ontology annotation, molecular function: UDP-glucose 4-epimerase activity. The transcript has a single exon. The coding region runs from base 643 to 2079 and encodes 478 amino acids. The record is from RefSeq and is a predicted model, not a curated record. Gene Ontology annotation, biological process: beta-D-galactose catabolic process via UDP-galactose, Leloir pathway. Lineage: Eukaryota; Fungi; Ascomycota; Leotiomycetes; Thelebolales; Thelebolaceae. Gene Ontology annotation, cellular component: cytosol.